AUGUACAAGAGGAAAGCCUCAGCCUCAGGCAUUGAAACUUCUACAUGCGACUCUAAACGGCCUCGCUACUGGUUGAGGAUGAACAGAGACACCAAUCUUGCUACUCAGUCCACCAGCUCGCACAACUACCAUGGUGUAAAAGCCACACCUAUUCCACCUGAUAUUGAUGAUGGUCAGGUUUCCACCAGCACAAAGGACAGGCAAAUUUGGUCAGAGGCUGAGGAAGUUGGGUUGAUUGCGUAUAUAACUAGCAGGCGAAGUGAGGGUGGAGAUGGGAUGAAUUUCCCAAAGAAAUUCUGGCCAAAGGCUGCUGUGGAAUUCAAUCAGAAUAUACAAAAGGCUCAUGUAGUUUACCCUGCAAAGGAAGGCAAGCACUGCUCUAGCAAAUGGGGAAGGCAAUUGGGCUUUCAUUGGGAUGAUACUAAUGGUGCAGAUAUCACAAUUGAAAGCAACACUGUAUGGGAGGAUACCUCAAG
Molecule: messenger RNA, 476 nt
Organism: Serpula lacrymans var. lacrymans S7.9
Lineage: Eukaryota; Fungi; Basidiomycota; Agaricomycetes; Boletales; Serpulaceae
Exons: 2
Source: RefSeq, a predicted model, not a curated record